This is a messenger RNA of Dalotia coriaria, 6767 nucleotides long. RefSeq lists its product as uncharacterized. Gene Ontology annotation, molecular function: flavin adenine dinucleotide binding; iron-sulfur cluster binding; iron ion binding. Lineage: Eukaryota; Metazoa; Arthropoda; Insecta; Coleoptera; Staphylinidae. The transcript is spliced from 7 exons. The coding region runs from base 454 to 6573 and encodes 2039 amino acids. The record is from RefSeq and is a predicted model, not a curated record.
GUGUUUUGGUUGUUGCGUUCGACCAGCAAUCAGAGAAUCCGAAACGUUUUUAGUUAAUUCCGUCGUUACCGCUCCAUCGCUCGUCAUUCAGUGCUUGACGCGAGUCUGCGCCAGUCUGAACCGUGUCCCACGCCUGCAGUCGCAUUCACGUCUUUCGAUAAUUGUUGUCAAUCAUCCGAAUAAUCGAAUGCAAAUUGUGGCGUGGAAUCUCUCUCGCAUGUGUCACACUGUCCGGAGUUAAAAAUAACCGGUAGACUUUCGGGAAGUUAAAACGCGAUUUUCACUUUACACUGUGUCUAGACUCUUUGUGUUGGACACUGUCGCAACCCUUGAAAAAACUGUCAUAGACCUUAAACCUUGAGGCCCUUGGGAGCACACAACGUGCGAGAAUCGAUUUGUUGUGUCGUUUGAGGAGGGAACAUUAUUUAAUUCUGGGCUACGUUAAGUGAACUUAUGGCUGAAUCGUGGCAAGGGCCACCCAAACAAGGCUUGUACGAUCCGUCGUUUGAGAAAGACGCUUGCGGUGUCGGUUUUAUUGUCUCCAUCGAUGGCCGCCGAUCGCAUAAAAUCGUGCGCGAUGCGCAGCGAUUAUCCAUCUCGAUGAACCAUCGCGGCGCAUGCGCCUGCGACAAUGACACCGGUGAUGGUGCCGGCAUCUUGGCCGCCAUUCCGCAUGAUUUCUAUCACGCUCGACUAAAAGAUUCCGACAAUGUGCAACUGCCAUCGUUUGGAAAAUACGCCACCGGUAUAUUCUACUUAGACAAAUUACACCACCAUGAAUCCGAAUCGAAGUUUGCGGCCUUGGCGCAAGAGAUUGGCCUGUCUGUCAUUGCAUGGCGCACGGUACCAACUGAUUCCUCAACGAUUGGUACAGUCGCGCGGAAUUCCGAACCGUUUAUGCGGCAGGUAUUCGUGCAAUCGAAUGCGGCGAUUAGCGAAGCUGAUUUUGAUACGAAAAUCUUCGUGCUGCGUAAACGCGGCACGCAUACCAUACCAGCACCUGGCAAACGCUUCUAUGUCUGCUCGCUGAGCAGACGCAUCAUUGUCUACAAGGGACAAUUGACCAGCGAUCAAUUAUGGACGUAUUUCUUGGACCUGAGUGAACCUAUGUUUGAAACUUAUCUUGCAUUGGUCCAUACGAGGUUUUCUACGAAUACUUUUCCGAGUUGGGAGCGUGCACAUCCUCUGCGUAUGUUGGCCCACAAUGGCGAAAUCAACACACUGCGUGGUAAUGUCAAUUGUAUGAAAGCCAGGGAGGGUGUUAUGCACAGCGAUGAAUUCGGGGAUGAUCUUCAGAAGUUGUACCCGGUUGUAGAACCGAAUUUAUCCGAUUCCGGAUCGGCUGAUUGUGUUUUGGAGUUUUUGGUACACGCGGGUAAAAGAUCCCUACCGGAAGCUGUUAUGACAAUGGUACCGGAAGCAUGGCAGAAUGAUCCAACAAUGUCUGAAGAGAAAAGGAAUUAUUACCAUUGGGCUGCGUGUACCAUGGAACCAUGGGAUGGUCCUGCUUUGAUUUCGUUCACUGAUGGACGCUACAUCGGCGCCAUCUUGGAUCGUAACGGUUUGCGACCAUCGAGGUUUUAUCUAACCAAAGAUAACACCAUGAUAAUGGCUAGUGAGGUUGGUGUUUACGAUGUGGAUCCUGCUGAAGUAGUGCUGAAAAGCCGCCUUAAACCUGGUAGGAUGUUAUUGGUGGAUACUGAAGAGAAGAGUUUCAUUCAAGAUGUCGCUCUGAAGCAACACAUUGCCCAAUCACGACCACAUACUGAUUGGUUAAACGAACAGAUCACAAUGGAUGAUCUUCGUAAGGCUCACUUGGAAGCCGGUCACCCGCCGGAAGCAACAUACGCGCCGAGUGGUCUAAGCGAUAAACGUUUAUCGAUGUAUAACUACACCACCGAAACCAUACGCAUGCUAUUGUUGCCAAUGUUGAACGAUAAAAAGGAAGCCCUAGGCUCGAUGGGUAACGAUGUGCCACUUGCUUGUCUCUCGCAGUUUACUCCUUUGUUAUACGAUUACUUCAAGCAGCUUUUCGCGCAAGUUACUAAUCCGCCUAUUGAUCCAUUCCGAGAAAAAGUUGUUAUGUCUUUGGAGUGUCCCAUUGGGCCACAGAAGAAUAUUCUGGAGCCCAGUGCUAAGCACGUGCAUAGAUUAUGGUUGAGACAACCGAUUAUGUCUAUACAUAAUUUAGAAGUGUUGAAACUGACGACGCAUCGUGAUUGGACAACGAAAGUCAUUGAUACCACCUAUGAUGUAGCAUUGGGACCGUCAGGGAUGUUGACACGUUUGCAGGAGAUAUGUGAUGAGGCCAAUGAAGCAAGCAAAAAGAAUCAAAUUUUGGUGUUGUCUGAUCGUCGUGCAUGCGAGAAUCGUGUGCCAAUUAGCAGUUUACUAUCGCUUGGUGCUGUUCAUCAUCAUUUGAUUGAAACCCGUGCGAGGAUGAAGGUGGCGCUGGUUGUCGAAACAGCAGAGGCUCGUGAGGUGCACCAUAUUUGUGUUUUGUUAGGUUAUGGCGCAGAUGCUAUCUGUCCGUAUUUACCUUUGGAACUAGCGAGGUCUUUGAGGGAAAAUGGCGUGCUUGAUGCAAUGUAUACUGAUGAGGUUGUGUUUAACAACUAUGCAACCGCUAUGCAGACUGGUAUCAAUAAAGUAAUGGCGAAAAUGGGUAUUUCUACACUGCAGUCAUACAAAGGAGCGCAAAUUUUCGAAGCUGUUGGUUUGGCUGAUGAUGUUGUUGAUAAGUGUUUUAAAAAUACUCCGUCUAGGAUUGGAGGAGUUACUUUGGAGAUUUUAUCAGGGGAAGCUUUUGAAAGACAUAGAAAUGCGUAUCAACUAGCGAUAGAUUCACGUAUUUUGAGGGAUAUAGGCAAUUACCAUUGGCGAGCUGGUGGUGAGAAACAUCUGAAUGAACCUGCAAGUAUCGCAGCGUUGCAGGAGGCGGCAACUAACAAGAGUAAAAGUGCUUAUGAGAAAUUCUGCGAGUCUAACAUGGAAUCGGUGCGUAAUUGCAUGUUGCGUGGUCGUUUGGAGUUGCGUAAACUGGACCAACCGUUACCAUUAUCUGAAAUAGAAUCUGCAGCUGAGAUUGUUAAGAGAUUUGCGACUGGUGCGAUGAGUUUCGGAUCGAUUAGUAUUGAAGCACAUCAAUCGCUAGCGUUGGCUAUGAAUAAAAUAGGAGGCAAGAGUAAUACCGGUGAAGGUGGUGAGAAUCCGGAGAGAUAUUUAGAUUCUGAGAAGCGAUCAGCUAUCAAACAAGUUGCGUCUGGGCGAUUUGGAGUGACAUCUUCAUAUCUGGCGCAUGCGGAUGAUUUGCAAAUCAAAAUGGCGCAGGGUGCCAAACCAGGUGAAGGUGGUGAAUUAGGAGGAAAUAAAGUUACGGUUGAUAUUGCAAGAACAAGACAUUCGGUUGCUGGUGUCGGGUUGAUUUCCCCGCCACCACAUCACGAUAUCUAUUCAAUUGAGGAUCUGGCUGAGUUGAUUUACGAUUUGAAGUGUGCUAAUCCAGACGCGAGGAUUUCGGUGAAACUUGUUUCCGAAGUGGGUGUUGGUGUGGUUGCAUCCGGUGUGGCCAAAGGUAAAGCCGAACAUAUUGUUGUUUCCGGUCAUGAUGGUGGUACUGGUGCCAGUAGCUGGACUGGUAUCAAAAACGCAGGUUUACCAUGGGAGUUGGGUGUUGCUGAGACCCAUCAGGUGCUGGUUUUGAAUAAUCUACGAUCACGUAUUGUCCUGCAGGCUGAUGGACAAAUUCGUACAGGUUUUGAUGUUGUGGUUGCUGCUUGCUUAGGCGCAGAUGAAAUCGGAUUCAGUACCGCACCACUAAUUGUCCUCGGUUGUACCAUGAUGAGGAAAUGUCAUUUGAACACAUGUCCUGUAGGUGUCGCUACACAGGAUCCUAUUCUGAGGAAAAAAUUCACUGGACAACCGGAACAUGUUAUCAAUUAUUUGUUUAUGGUUGCUGAGGAGGUGCGUGUGCACAUGGCGGCUAUAGGUGUGCGCACUUACCAGGAGUUGAUUGGACGCACUGACUUUUUGAAACCUCUGGAAACAGGGAAUACAAAAGCGAAACUUUUGAAUCUGAAUUUGAUUCUGCAGAAUGCGCUGCACAUGCGUCCUGGUGUGAAUAUAAAGGGUGGAUCAAACAAACAGGACUUCCAGCUAGAACAGCGAUUGGAUAACGAGUUGAUUAAGCAAGCAGCGGGGGUUAUAGAUGGCGCCACUAAGAGUGUAUCCAUUGCGAUGAAGAUACACAAUGAAUGCAGGGCGUUUGGAAGCACUCUCAGCUAUCACAUAUCCAAGAAAUAUCACGAGGAGGGUCUCCCAGAUGGUUACUCCAUCAAUAUCAAUUUAACAGGAUCUGCUGGUCAGAGUUUCUGUGCGUUCUUAGCCAAAGGCAUCACUUGUACCCUAGAAGGUGAUGCGAAUGAUUACGUCGGUAAGGGAUUAUCAGGUGGUACCAUUAUAAUCUACCCUCCGAAGGUGUCACCUUUUGAAUCUCAUCUGAAUGUUAUUUGUGGUAAUGUUUGUUUGUAUGGUGCUACAAGUGGUAAGGCAUUCAUGCGUGGCAUAGCAUCCGAACGUUUCGCCGUUCGUAAUUCGGGUGCUACGGCUGUGGUUGAAGGUGUAGGUGAUCACGGGUGUGAAUACAUGACGGGUGGGACGGUUUUGAUUCUGGGCUUGACUGGUCGCAACUUUGCUGCUGGUAUGUCCGGUGGUAUCGCCUACGUUUGGGACAUUGAUGGUACCUUCAAAGCCAAAUGUAAUCAUGAAAUGGUGGAGCUAUGCAAAUUGGAAAUAGCUGAAGAUAUAGAAUUAGUUAAGAAUUUACUAAAGGAAUUUGUCGAGAAUACGGGUAGUCUAGUCGCGCAGAAAAUCCUCGAUGAUUUCGAUGCGAAGGUGAAGGAAUUCGUUAAAGUUUUCCCUUAUGAUUACCAGCGUGCUAUCAAAGAAGGUGCGUUGGUUACCAAAGAGGUUAAGACCAAUGGUGUUAUGAAUGGUAAUGGCGCAGAGCCGAAAAUUCAAGAUAUAGAAGAUGCUGUACCGAAUGUAUCGGUAGAGGUUAAAAAUGCCGAGAGAGCUUUAGAUAAAACACGAGGUUUUAUGAAGUAUCAACGUGAAACUGUCAUGUAUAGGCCACCGGAGAAACGUCUCAAGGAUUGGGAUGAAAUUUACAACUUUCAGCAUGUCCGUAAAGGAUUGCGGGUACAAGCAGCGAGAUGCAUGGAAUGUGGUGUGCCUUUCUGUCAAUCAAACAGUCAUGGAUGCCCGUUGGGUAAUAUCAUUCCAAAAUGGAACCUGUUAAUAUUCCAGAAUCAAUGGCAGCAGGCUUUGAAUCAUUUAUUGCAAACUAAUAAUUUCCCUGAGUUCACCGGGCGUGUUUGCCCUGCUCCUUGUGAAGCUGCUUGCGUAUUGGGCAUUAGUGAACCCGCAGUUACCAUUAAAAACAUUGAAUGUGCCAUUAUUGAUCAUGCGUUUGAAAACGGAUGGAUCCAACCGCAAUUGCCACCCAUCCGAAGUGGAAAACGUGUCGCCAUUGUUGGUUCCGGUCCAUCUGGUCUAGCUUGCGCUCAGCAGCUUAACAAAAGCGGUCAUUUGGUGACUGUGUUCGAACGCAAUGACAGAAUUGGUGGAUUAUUGCAAUAUGGUAUUCCGACGAUGAAACUUAGCAAGACUGUAGUACAGCGAAGAGUAGAUCUGCUCGCAGCUGAAGGUAUCAUAUUCCAAACCAACGUCAAUGUGGGUAAAGACAUUUCGGCGAAAGACCUCUGCGAAGAAAAUGACGCCGUUGUAUUAUGCACGGGUGCAACAUGGCCGCGUGACCUACCAUUACCUGGUCGUGAACUAGGUGGAAUUUACUUCGCGAUGGAAUUCCUAGAAAGUUGGCAGAAGCGUCAAUUGGGCGGAACCGUCGAAGGACCACAUGCCAAAGAUAAACAUGUCAUUGUCAUUGGUGGUGGUGAUACCGGCUGUGAUUGUAUUGCUACUUCAUUGCGUCAUGGCGCUGCGUCAAUUACAACAUUCGAAAUUCUCCCCGAACCGAAACCAAAACGUGGCGCUGAUAAUCCCUGGCCACAAUGGCCGCGCAUCUUCCGCGUGGAUUACGGACAUGAUGAAGUCAAAGUGAGGCAUGGUGCUGAUCCACGUGUGUUUAGCACACUGACACAGGAGUUCUUAGAUGAUGGUAACGGCCAUGUUUGUGGUGUGCGUACGAUUAACGUUGAAUGGGUGAAAGACGAUAGCGGUCGAUGGGAGAUGAAACAAAUGCCAGGCACUGAGAAAGUAUACAAAGCUGAUUUGGUUCUACUUGCCAUGGGAUUCCUAGGUCCAGAAAGGGCUAUUGGUAAUCAGCUGGAACUCAAACUGGAUGCGCGGUCCAACUUCCAAGCCAAUGAGUAUCUAACAAGUUGUUCAAACGUCUUUGCUGCUGGCGAUUGUCGCCGUGGUCAAAGUUUAGUCGUCUGGGCAAUAUCCGAAGGUCGACAGGCCGCCAAACGUGUCGAUGAAUUCUUAAACAAUGGAAACACAUCAUUGCCAGGACCUGGCGGGGUAAUUCAACCGCAGAAAUGCAUAGCUUAAGUGUAGGAAUUGAUUCAAAGGGUGAUAGAAGAUAGGCGACAAUAAAUAGGCGUAUAUUUUUAAUAAAAUGUUAUCAAUCGAUGUUCUACCUGUAGUGUUAAAUGUUACAUUAUAUAAUUGUUGAAAAAAUUUAGAUUUUAUUGCGUCAUUGAUGAUUAUAUUCGAAAAUAAAGUAAAGUUGUUCAUUAAUCAAA